AUGUUGACCUUCGACCACGUUGUCACUGCUGUGUACAGUAGUGUUCUCAACCCAUGGCUUACGAUCCCUCUCGUUGCAGCAUAUGGAUAUGCGAAACCCGAAGAAUUAUCGGUUGUCUUGAAGAAAGGUUCGCGAGGCUAUAGACCUGAGAUCACUGCGAUCAGUGGCAGUGUCAAGAAAUGUGCCUACAUCAUCCUUUACAGCAUCUCGGUUCGAUUGGUCAACAUAUUGAACAAGCGCGCUCUCAACAAUGGCGUGUCAGAUGCCUUUAACUGGGACGAAGAGAUGGUUGUCGUUACUGGUGGUGCUGGCGGUAUCGGCGGUGAUAUGGUGAAGCAGCUUGCAAGCAAAGGCACCAAAAUUGCGGUUUUAGACGUGAUGCCGCUCACAUACUCCAAACGUGUGCCUCUCCCUCUGACAUGA
Messenger RNA from Parastagonospora nodorum SN15, 423 nucleotides. RefSeq lists its product as hypothetical. Lineage: Eukaryota; Fungi; Ascomycota; Dothideomycetes; Pleosporales; Phaeosphaeriaceae. The record is from RefSeq and is a predicted model, not a curated record. The transcript has 2 exons. The coding region runs from base 1 to 423 and encodes 140 amino acids.